Messenger RNA from Eremomyces bilateralis CBS 781.70, 1646 nucleotides. Its product is annotated as allantoate permease. Bases 1 to 1536 code for a protein of 511 amino acids. The transcript has 12 exons. The record is from RefSeq and is a predicted model, not a curated record. NCBI's taxonomy places the organism in Eukaryota, Fungi, Ascomycota, Dothideomycetes, Eremomycetales, Eremomycetaceae. Gene Ontology annotation, molecular function: transmembrane transporter activity. Gene Ontology annotation, cellular component: membrane. Gene Ontology annotation, biological process: transmembrane transport.
AUGACAGACAAGCGCCCCAAGGACAACGGGAAGAUGAUUCCAGCAUAUAGUCCGAACAAAACCGACCCAAACAUUUCCGCCAAUCCCUUUGAGGAUCCCCAGAUCCGAGACUACUACGUUGGUGUCUAUGAGAAAGCAAAAUACGAGUGUCGACAUGUCUUCGACGCGGAGGCCACAUGUACAGAAGAAGAGGAGAAGAAGAUCGUCAAGAAACUUGACUGGCAUGUAUGCUUGUGGGCAUGUAUUAUGUUCUUCAGUCUACAGAUUGAUCGUGGAAACAUCAAUCAAGCCGUUUCGGGAACAUUUUUGAAGGAUCUUCACCUUAAUACUAACGAUUUCAAUCUUGGCCAUACCGUGUUCUUGGUGUCUUUUCUCUUGGCCGAGUUACCAUCUCAAUUAGUCUCGAAGAAGUUUGGUCCAGACCGCUGGAUUCCUACCCAAAUGGAUUUAUGGUCCAUAGUCGCCAUGUCGCAAGCGGGGCUUCGAGGCAAGCACGAAUUUCUUGCAACUCGUGCUCUUCUUGGAAUGCUUGAGGGUGGUUUCAUCCCAGAUCUAGUACUUUGGCUCUCUUACUUCUACACUAGUCGCGAGCUUCCCCUCAGGUUGAGUUUCUUCUGGACAGCCUUGAGUAUCACUGGUAUCAUUGCUUCGCUUCUUGCAUUCGGAAUCUUCCAUCUCGAAGGCCACCAUGGUCUUGCUGGCUGGAGGUGGAUCUUCUUAAUCAAAGGAACGCUCACACUUGCCCUUGGCAUUGUGUCCUUCUUCCUCAUGCCGGCAUCUGCAGCCCAGACAAAGACGUGGUUUCGACUUAAGGGAUGGUUUACUGAUCGCGAACUUUCUACAGUGGUGAAUCGAGUGUUAAGAUAUGAUCCCCGCAAAGGAGGCAUGCAUAAUCGACAGGCAAUCACCCCACGUCGACUGUGGACUGCAUUGGAAGAUUAUGAUCUCUGGCCAAUUUACAUGCUCGGUAUCAUAUGUUUUAUUCCACAGGGACCACCAGCUUACUAUCUCACGCAAAUUCUUCGGAAUCUUGGGUUUAACACAUUCAAUACCAACCUUCUUACCAUUCCAUCAGGAGUGGCCCAUAUGAUCACUCUUAUCGGCGUUACCUGGCUAAGCGAAAAAUUUAAUCAACGCGCGCUUUUUGCCAUGCUACAAGCCAUAUGGACCCUUCCUUGCAUUAUUGCUCUCCGAGCGCGAACUCCCGUGACUGGAGCUAAUGACUUUCGGUAUUUUUGCAGGGCUUGGGUGUCGAGAAACUCGAACAACGUUGGCUCUCGCAGCAUAUCUGCCGCCCUAUGCAAUAUGGCCGUUCAAUUGGGCGGCAUCGCCUCGGCAAACAUCGAUCGUGACGAUGACAAGCCGUUGUAUAAGCGAGGCAACCAAGUCUUGAUUGGAAUCAACGUACUGAGCAUUGUUCUGUGCCUUUACGCAAAGGUAUACUACGUCAUCAAGAACAAAUUCGAGCGCAUUGACUACACGUACAAUACUACGGACACUGCCAGUCGGCAACUCGACUUCCGAUUUGCCCAUUGAGACUCAAUGUCCGAUAUAUCGAGCUCUAUUCGGCUUCCCUUGUCCGUGUGGAAGCGCCAGCAAGUGUACCCAAGCGGAACUGCGGACUGACGGGCAAGAACUUGUCCAAC